Messenger RNA from Trifolium pratense (red clover), 552 nucleotides. RefSeq lists its product as uncharacterized. The transcript has a single exon. Lineage: Eukaryota; Viridiplantae; Streptophyta; Magnoliopsida; Fabales; Fabaceae. The record is from RefSeq and is a predicted model, not a curated record. The coding region runs from base 1 to 552 and encodes 183 amino acids.
AUGAGGGGAUUUACUGAGUACUCUGAUUUGGUCGCAGCUCUUUUGGUGGCAGAACAAAACAAUGAGCUCCCGAUAAAAAACCACCAGACACGUCCCACAGGAACAAUAGCAUACCCCGAAAUAAAUGCAACAACAUUUAAUCGUGGGCGUGGCGGCCAUAAUCGUCAUAAAGGACUAGGGGGUAAAACUUAUUUUGAUGGUAGAGGCAGAAAUCACGGUCGAAACCACUUUCGUGGUCGAGGUCGUGGACGAGGAUAUGUGAAUAAUUAUAGGCCUCCUAAAUAUGACCAAAAUAAUAAGAAUCAUCAAGGUAAAGGUAAAUAUAUCCAAGAAGGUCCCUCAAGGAACCGUGAUGAUAUCUGUUUUAGGUCCCUCAAGGAACAUUGGUCUAAGAAGUGUAGGACACCAGAACACCUGUGUAAAAGAUACAGGGCAUCUGUAGAAGAAAAAGGAAAGGAAGUAAAUUUUAAUGAAGUUGAACCCAAUAAUGAUACUACCUACCUUGAGGCUGCUGAUUUUAUUGAAGAAGAAAAUGAAAUGAAUAUGAAUUAA